AUGAAGAAGGAAGACAUCUCAUCGUUCGAUCUCGUGUUUCUUCACGGCAACUCGUUCAUAGGGCCACCGGUCCUCCCUGCGAAGUCCACCAAGGAGCUUUCUUCGUCGCUCCAACAUUUCGGCGGGUGGAUUGAUGUCCGCGAUAUCGCUUUAGCGCACGUGCUAGCGGCGCAGAAGCCUGAAGCGGGCGGAGAGCGCAUUCUCAUAUCUGCCGGUGACUUUGUUUGGCAAGAUCUGCACGACCUCGCGCAUACGAUCGACCCGACGUUGCCAGCAGGCGACCCGAAGGCGGAGAAGAACUACUUCAUGCGCUACAACAACGAGAAGAUGAAGCGCAUCCUCGGCUUGCAGCCGCGAUCCCUCGAAGAGACGAUGCGCGACUCGCUCGCUUACUACAAGACGGUGCCCGACAAGACCUUCAGUGCCGCUAUGUAG
Messenger RNA from Peniophora sp. CBMAI 1063, 435 nucleotides. Lineage: Eukaryota; Fungi; Basidiomycota; Agaricomycetes; Russulales; Peniophoraceae. The record is from the annotation of a GenBank genome assembly.